AUGUCUGGUAAAUCUCGGCCCCCUCUUCCUUUAACGCCAGACCAAAAUCAAAAUGUAGUUGAAAAAAAUGGUGAUAAUACGGGAGAAUAUACUCCUAAUAAAUUCUAUAAUGAUGAUGGAUUAUCUAGAAUUUCCGAACGAAGAGAUCAACCACAAAGACGGCGGAGUGAAAAUCGUCCACCUCAAUAUCAACAAUAUACUCAAUACGCUCAAAAUAAUCCACUACCUCAAGUUUCGAUUCAUGAUCCAAAUCAAAAUUCUCCUUUAAAUUCUCCUAUAAAUUCUCCUAUAAAUUCUGUUGAACAGAAUGAUCAAGUCACCAAUAAUAAUGCUGAAAUGAAAAUGUCUCCUAAUGGUGCUGAUCAAAAACCUCCAAUGAAUUAUCGUCCUCGUCCUCCUGAUUCUUAUCCCUCAGGUUCUCGUCCUGGUCCUGUGACUAAUCCUUCAGGUGCUCAAACUCGUCGUCAAAAAUCUCUUGUAAAACCGGAACGUGCGCAUCAUGAUAGUCAAAAACCUCUGGGUCGUCCUUCCGGUGAUAAAAGAUUAUCUCCAUUAGUUGCAAAAAAGAAAAAAUGUCAAUGUCCAUCUGCUUGGGUUAUGUUCUCGAGAUGUAUUACUUGUUGGUCUCCUCCAUUUUUGUCUUGCUGUGGAAUGAAUGAUGUGUUGGCUCAACAUGCUUGGCGUGAGAAGGUUGCCCUUGUUGUGAUUAUAAUCUCCCUUUGUAUAGCUGUCGGUUUCUUGACUUUUGGUUUUGAUCAAGUUUUUUGUGGCGCUCCUCCCACGAGGAUUCGUACUGGUGCAAUUUCUAAUACUUCAGUUUCUAUACUUGGAAGAGUUUUUAAUAUCAAAGGGUUUCCUCAUCCUACUUUCCCAGGAAUAAAUAGUUCAAAUUUUGAAAAAACUGCUGGUGGUAAUGAUCUAUCAUUCUUGUUCCAAGGUGUUAACUUUCAUUGUAAAGGUCUAUUUGUUCCCAUUAUACCUGCGGAUACUAGUGGAAACGCUUAUAAUUAUUUUCCUUGUCAACCUCUCAGUAAUAAUGAUCCUAUGACUCCAAAUAAUACUUUAAAUCCUGAACGAAGUGGUUGUCAUGGUUCAACUUAUGCAAGAAAAGCUAUAUCAACUUUAAAAUACGUUGGUGAUAUCUUUUAUGAUUGGGAUGAUGUACAAUCUCCGAAUCAUAAUUAUGUUGUUUAUAAUGGACAAGUUUUUGAUAUGGAUCGUCUUCAAUGGACAGUGUCAAAUAUCCAAUUACCUGCUGUUAUUAAACCAUUGAUGUAUGCCAGCACAAACCCUUUUCGUGGUCGGGAUAUAACUUACUUUCUACAAAAGAAUUAUUCAAAUGUACAAUUGGGAAAAUGUAUGGAGGAGACCUUGCGUGUUGGUGUCGUUGAUACAAUAUCUAUUGGUUGUGUCAUUUCUAGUGCCGUAAUGUUUGUAUCAUUACUGUUUAUAGCUGGUGUGGUUUUAGUGAGAUUUUUUUUGGCUGUUUUAUUUGGAUGGAUACUAAGUUGGAGGUUAGGAAGCUUUCGUGAAGAAACUGCUGAAGAAAUUGCAAAAAGAGAACGAGAGAUUGAAUUAUGGUCAAAUGAAAAUAAUCAUUUUUACCCUUCUACAAACAAUUCAAGAAAUAAUUCAACAUCAUCGUUUGGUAUUUUUACAAAAUCUCGAUUUUCUACUCCUAACGUAAAUAGUAAUGCUUUAUCAUACAGAAGAGAUAGUCGCCCAAGUAGUAGAAACGCUUUUCAUAAUACAGGAAAUGGUGCAAUAAAAGAAUUUAAUAGUUCAAGAAAUAGCAGACCAUCAUCAAUUAAUGAAUUUAAUCAAAGUCGCGCUGAUUCAAUGACAUCUACUUCAUCUGCUGCACAAUCAACACCUUACCCAAAUAAUAAUGCCCUUACUGAACAACGUUAUAAUUUUCCCUUAAUGCACACAAUUUUAUUGGUUACAUGCUAUUCUGAAGCUGAUGGUACCAUUUUUGGUGCUGGUAAUGAUUUGUCGACACCAGACAUUUGUGUUUCACUGAUGAAUGAUCAUCUUAUUCAUCCUAAUGAUGUUGAACCUCAUUCUUAUGUUGCAAUAGCUGAUGGUAAAAAGAGACACAAUAAAGCAAAAGUUUAUGCUGGUUUUUAUCAUUAUCGAGAACUGGAUGGAAGACAAGAUCGUGUUCCUAUGAUCACUAUAGCUAAAUGUGGUGGUCCUGGUGAGGAGAGUGAGGCAAAAGCUGGAAAUCGUGGUAAACGCGAUUCUCAAAUUAUUUUAAUGAGCUUCUUACAAAAGGUUAUGUUUAAUGAAAGAAUGACUCGACUUGAAUACGAACUUUUUACUGCAAUUCGAUCCGUCUGUCACAUUACUCCUGACUUUUUUGAAAUUGUUCUUAUGAUUGACGCUGAUACCAAAGUUUUCCCUGAUUCAUUGGUUCGUAUGGUUGCUUCAUUUGAAUCUAUUUUUGGUGGUGUCACUUGUUUACCUGGUUGCUUUUGCAUGUACAGGAUUAAGGCACCAAAAGGAGAGAAUGGAUAUUGGGUUCCUAUUCUUGCAAAUCCGGACAUUGUUGAACAAUAUUCUGAAAAUGUUGUGGAUACUUUACAUAAGAAAAACUUACUUCUUCUUGGUGAGGACCGGUAUCUCACAACCUUAAUGCUUAAAAAUUUUCCUAAACGAAAAACAUUAUUCGUUCCCCAAUCAGUUUGUAAAACUGUAGUACCUGAUACAUUCCGUGUACUUCGUUCUCAACGUCGUCGAUGGAUUAAUUCUACUGUGCAUAAUCUUUUAGAACUUGUUCUUAUCCCUGAUUUAUGUGGAACUUUUUGCUUUUCAAUGCAAUUUGUUAUAUUUAUGGAAUUGGUUGGCACUGUUGUGCUUCCAGCUGCUAUCUCUUUCACAAUGUAUUUAAUAAUAAUAUCGUUCUUUCAAACUCCUCCUCCUAUAGUUCCUUUACUUCUUUUGGCUGCUGUAUUAGGUUUACCUGCUAUUCUCAUUAUGGUAACAACACGUAAAGUUAUUUAUGUUGGUUGGAUGUUUAUUUACCUUUUAUCAUUACCUAUAUGGAAUUUUGUUCUUCCAUCUUAUGCUUUUUGGCAUUUUGAUGACUUUUCUUGGGGACAAACACGUGUAGUGAGAGGUGAAGAUGGUCGAGCUGAUCAUUCAAGAAGAGAAGGUGAAUUUGAUAGUUCACAUAUUGUAAUGAGACGAUGGGCUGAAUGGGAAUUAUAUAAACUUCGUCACAAUUCACAUCAACGAAUACAAUCUGUACAAUUAUCUCCUGACGAAAAUUUCAAUAUACCAUCAACACGCCCAUCAUCAGCAUCAACAAUGUAUGGUAGUGAAAAAUCAGAAUCCAUACCAAUAGCACCACUUAGUGCAAGAAGUGGUGGUAUGAGAAGAAAAACAGAUUCUCUAAUGGUACCACCACCAUUAAGUGAUUCAUCACCAGUUAGUACUGUCCUAAAUGAAGGUUUGGUUUCAACCCCUGGUGAUUAUUCACAAAUGUCACAACCUACUUAUCCAUCACCAUCAAGAUCAAACACAAAUAGUACAAACUAUAGUCAUAGUAGCAAUCUACAUGCUGGUAUUAUUGGAGGUGUUUCAUAUUCAAAUGGAUAUGAAGAAAAUAAUCAUUCAACGUAG
Cetraspora pellucida is the source of this 3627-nucleotide messenger RNA. Lineage: Eukaryota; Fungi; Glomeromycota; Glomeromycetes; Diversisporales; Gigasporaceae. The record is from the annotation of a GenBank genome assembly.